Beta vulgaris subsp. vulgaris (sugar beet) is the source of this 603-nucleotide messenger RNA. RefSeq lists its product as uncharacterized. NCBI's taxonomy places the organism in Eukaryota, Viridiplantae, Streptophyta, Magnoliopsida, Caryophyllales, Amaranthaceae. The transcript has a single exon. The record is from RefSeq and is a predicted model, not a curated record. Bases 1 to 603 code for a protein of 200 amino acids.
AUGGGGGAAUGUUGGCAAAAUGCAGUUGUUGUAUAUGUGGUUGGUCAGAACCCUACCCUAUCAGCUAUUAACCAAUAUGUGGCUGCUAACUGGAGUUUACUGGAGGAACCAAAGAUAUAUAAGCAUGAAGAAGGGUUUUUCCUUGUUAAACUUAAUAACAGGGAGGAGAGGGAUAAAAUUUUGUACUCUGGACCUCACUUAUUUUAUGGUAAGCCUAUGAUUAUCAAAAAUUGGAGUGCAAAUUUCAAUUUUCAUGAAGAAAUACUGAAAGUGAUUCCUAUAUGGGUGAAGUUCCCAAAUCUACCCCUAAAGUGCUGGGGGGAGGAUUCUCUUAGUAGGAUAGGAAGUGUUUUGGGAGUGCCUUUGUAUGCAGAUGAGUGUACAAGCAAGUGUUUAAGAGUUUCAUUUGCUAGAGUGUUAAUUGAAAUAGAUGUGACACAAGACUUGGUGAAGGAGAUAGAAGUUGAGGAUCCUUAUGGGGUUGUUUUCAAGCAAAAGGUGAGCUUUGAUUGGCUUCCUCCUUUCUGUAAGAAAUGUCAGAAGGUGGGGCACAAUUGUGGUAAUCAAAGUCAAGUGAAGGGGCCUGAAAAGGUGGUGCAGUGA